UGCAGACUGCUUCUACAAACAUUUGAAAGACUGUGCCAUAAAUCCAUCCAUGAAAUUUCCUGGCCACUAAAUAUUCCACGGUCAACUGUUAGUGUUAUUAUAACAAAGUGGAAGCAACUGGGAACAACAACUCAGCCAGGACAUGGUAGGCCAUGUAAAAUGACAGAGCGGGGUCAGCGCAUGUUGAAGCGCACAUUGCUCAGAAGUCGCCAACUGUCUGCAGAGUCAAUAGUUAAAGACCUCCAAACUUCGUGUGGCCUUCAGAUUAGCACAACAACAGAGCGUAGAGAGCUUCAUGGAAUGGUUUUCAAUCCAAGCCUUACAUCACCAGGUGCAAUGCAAAGCAUCAGAUGCAGUGGUGUAAAGCAUGCCGCCACU
Molecule: messenger RNA, 378 nt
Organism: Staurois parvus
Lineage: Eukaryota; Metazoa; Chordata; Amphibia; Anura; Ranidae
Source: the annotation of a GenBank genome assembly